Myotis brandtii (Brandt's bat) is the source of this 446-nucleotide messenger RNA. RefSeq names its product phosphohistidine phosphatase 1 (gene PHPT1). Lineage: Eukaryota; Metazoa; Chordata; Mammalia; Chiroptera; Vespertilionidae. The record is from RefSeq and is a predicted model, not a curated record. The transcript is spliced from 2 exons. Gene Ontology annotation, cellular component: cytosol. The annotation marks the transcript as partial. Gene Ontology annotation, molecular function: protein histidine phosphatase activity. Gene Ontology annotation, biological process: peptidyl-histidine dephosphorylation.
GCUCCUGGGGAGUCAGCUGCUCAGCGCUGGGGCUCAGACCCCUGGCUCCCACGGCGCAGGCUGAGUGCCGCCUCUCCCGCCCCAGCUGACAUCUACGACAAGGUGGCGGGCGAGAUGCAGCGGAAAGGCUAUGACUGCGAGUGCCUGGGCGGCGGGCGGAUCUCGCACCAGAGCCAGGACAAGAAGAUCCACGUGUACGGCUACUCCAUGGGGUACGGCCGUGCCCAGCACUCCAUCUCCACCGAGAAGAUCAAAGCCAGGUACCCGGACUACGAAGUGACCUGGGCAGACGAUGGCUACUGAGGCCCCCCACUCAGAACUCUGCCCGAGACGCCCCCCUGGCGCGUGCCACCCUGCCCAGGCUUUGGAGAUGGACGCCAGCCGGCCCCAGUUCCGGGUUUACCUCACCCACGGGAAUAAAAAGCACUAACCCAGCUGGGCCCCGG